AAAGAAAUUACAUAGACUUAAUGUAAAUUACAGGGCUCAUCGCCAUGACUAAUAUCGUCUGUUAGACAGUUAGACACAGGGAUGUUAGUUGGUUGAAAAGUAUUUAAUGAUCACAUUCCAUGGCCAAGAAUGAAAGCCUUAAGGUCGUAAACAUCUAGACAAUCGAAAAUAUUUUGCGCUCAUUUUUUUAAUUAACCAAGGUAAUUUUAGUUUUUAAUUCUACCAGAAGUAUUGGCAUUUUACCAUUAAGACAUCAUUUUUAAAAUUAAAUUCUAAUUAAUGUACAUGCAGAGUAUGCAUUAAAGCUUAAACGAUUACUGGGGACAGGAUUGUAGCACCCCCCCAGCUACAUUGCGACUUCAGGAUUUCAGUCACCAUUUGGCAAGGACAACGAUGACAAAGAAGGAGCAGCCAAUUAAAAAGUAGAAGCAAAGUGGCAACCGUAUGUUUUUACCUACGUCGGCUUACUCGCAGUACAGCAUAGGGAAAGACUCCUUAACGAUGAAGGACACCAUUGAACGAAUGCUGUUUGCCUUGGGUGAUGCUCGCAGACCCCUGCAUGAAACUGCAGCUUUGGUGGAAGACAUUGUACACACUCAGCUCGUCAAUUUGCUACAGCAAGCGGCAGAGGUGUCACUCGUGAGAGGAGCGAGGGUCAUUUCCGCUGAGGAUAUUCUGUUUCUGAUGCGCAAAGACAAGAAAAAAGUGAGACGUCUACUGAAGUACAUGCAGUUCAGAGACUAUAAGUCGAAAAUACUCAAGAGCGUCGAUGACGACGAUCUGCUCGAUACCGACAAAUUCAGCAGCAGCAAUAACAAAAGGCAGAAGCUCGUCCAGGAUUUCCUGAGCUCCAUUGACCAGACAGGGGAGUUCUUGGCCCUGAUGGACGAGGAUGAUCUGGAUGACGUGAAGCAGGAACGGCUUGAGAGAAUUGAAAAGCAGACCAGGAUGAUGGACCCCGCUCAGUACGGCGAAUUCUGCGAAAGCCGGCAGCUCAGCUUCUCCAAAAAAGCUUCCAAAUUCCGCGAGUGGCUGGACUGCAGUACCAUGGAGGUGAAGCCCAACGUGGUUUCCAUGGAAAUCCUGUCAUAUUUGGCAUACGAGACUGUGGCUCAGUUAGUAGACCUGGCACUGCUGGUUAAACAAGACAUGACCCCUAAAACCGGAGACCCAUUCAGCCACGCCAUUUCGGCCACCUUCAUCCAGUACCACAAUCCCGCAUGCGAGGGACAGUCUGUCACUGUGAAGAGCAACCCAGAUUCCCCAGAAAAUACCCCCCCAUCCACCCCCAACGCGCCGCUCACUGGUGGUCACCAGGGAAAGCUCUACUCCAUGCCCCAAGGCAAUGGGGGACUGGUCCAAGAUGGGAGCAGCAAAGUCAAGCAAAGGAAGCGUAAAAAGAGCGCGGCAGCCUGCGGUAUGGAGGCUCAAAGUGGUGCCAUCCAGCCUGCCCACAUCAGAGAAGCUAUCCGGCGCUACAGCCAUAAGAUUGGCCCACUCUCCCCCUUCUCAAGCGUCUACCGUAGGAACGGAAUGACUUUCCUGGCCUGCUGACUGCAGUGGACAGGGUGGGGGGGGCGCCGGAGAGUGUACACAGAGGCUCUGCCCCAAGAAGGUUUAGUUUACUUCCCUGUCCCCUUUCAUCCCGCCAUCAGAGGACGGAUGCGUGGUUAACGUGGCCUGAAGCUUCCUUGUUUGUCCUUUCUUCUCUAUCUGCCUCUGCCUUGUUCUUCAGUAGGCCUGUUCUCGGGUUAAUUGAGGAAGGAAGUGUCGGAGCCCCGCGUGGGCUGGCAGGAAUGCGGCCCACGACAGCGUCCUUCGUUGGGUUCUGAAUUCCCGCAGUUGGCGGCCCUUCAGUGUUUCUGGCAGAUGAAGCCUUUUUCAGUUCGAGGGACCCUUUGGCAGUUUUAGUGCUUGUUGCAGAAAACCCAUUCAGCAGCCUGUUAAGGGCAACUGCAUAAUUAUUGACGUUCUACAAGAAGAAACUUUUUUUUUUUUUUCUUCAUGUGGCAGCAGUUGAAUUAAUGUGGAGUUAGUGUGUUAACUCUGUUCAGAAACCCAGAACCAAAAUGAUUAUUUUAUUGUUCUGAUUGAAUGAUGCGAAUUAGGAAACUUUAGUUUUGUUAUUUUUAAAUAUUCUUGCAGCUGUAUUAGUUAUGGAGUUCGAUAUGUAAUUUUUUUAUUGAACAUUGUCACAAGCACACAUAAAAAUGCACCCUUUUGGGUGCAUGUGGAUGAUUGCAUGCAGACAGGCAGCACCUGUCACCAACGUCUGCAGAAGUUCUGUGUGUAAUAGAAUAACGUUGCAUGUGACAUUGACCAAACCUCAUUAAUUAUUAUUUUUUGGAUGCCUAGCCUUGGGUUUCCUGUUUGACCGCUCUCUGAUACUUAUGUCCGGGCUUGUGAAUCGUGUCUUUGUGUAUUCCUACAUUUGUACAGUGUUGAAAAUGAUAAUAAAAUGACAGAGAUGAACAAUUCGCCACCCAUUCAAUAAAUUUCUAGUAAAAUAUGUAACUGCC
Molecule: messenger RNA, 2519 nt
Organism: Brienomyrus brachyistius
Lineage: Eukaryota; Metazoa; Chordata; Actinopteri; Osteoglossiformes; Mormyridae
Gene: supt3h
Product: SPT3 homolog, SAGA and STAGA complex component
Exons: 11
Coding region: 445-1554 (369 amino acids)
Biological process (GO): transcription by RNA polymerase II
Molecular function (GO): transcription coactivator activity; protein heterodimerization activity
Source: RefSeq, a predicted model, not a curated record